ACAUAGUUGUAACAGGAGUGCAAAAUUUAUAAACAGAAGAAUCAGAUAUGUCAGAAUUCUAACCUUCAACUUCAACCUAGAUCAUUACAUUUUAAAAGUCAACUUUUUGGAAAAAAAUUGUAAAUAUGGCAUUAAUGGGAAUAAGAAACCUGGUUAAAUGUUAUCCGCCCAUAAGCGAAUUGCUCAUUUUCAACACAAGGAGUAUAGCAGUUUCCAACUCAAGGAGAAAUACAACUGCUGAAGAAAUCAAACAAGAGCAGACACCAAAUGUUACUGAAAAAAAUGUUGAGCUCCAAAAGUUGAAUGAACAGAUAUCUAAACUCACAACUGAUAAUUCAGAACUCUUGGAUAAAUACAAGAGGGCAUUAGCAGAUAGAGAAAAUUUACGUGAUAGACUUACAAAGCAAAUUGCUGAUGCAAAAGUAUACAGUAUACAAGGUUUUUGUAAGGAUUUGCUUGAUGUAGCUGAUGUUUUGAGUAAAGCAACUGAAACUGUACCUAAAGAAGAAAUCACUGAUAAAAACCCACAUUUGAAAAGCCUUUAUGAAGGUUUGAUUAUGACUGAAUCUCAGUUGAAGAGUGUAUUCAAAAGGCAUGGAUUGGAACCAGUGAAUCCUAUCAAUGAGAAGUUUGAUCCCAACUUCCAUGAGGCCCUAUUUCAAAUGGAUGCUCCCAACAAAGAUUCUGGUAUAGUGGUAGUAGUUUCAAAAACUGGAUACAAAUUGAAAGAUAGAGUACUUAGGCCAGCUUUAGUGGGGGUUUCAAAAUAACUAAUAUUUCACUAGAAACUGAUUUUUAUGGUUGGUAUGAUCCCAAUGUGAAAAGAUACUACAUUGUAAUCUUUGUUGUCAGCAAAUUAUAAAUGAAAUAUUGUUAUUAUAUAGGUA
Molecule: messenger RNA, 887 nt
Organism: Phaedon cochleariae (mustard beetle)
Lineage: Eukaryota; Metazoa; Arthropoda; Insecta; Coleoptera; Chrysomelidae
Source: the annotation of a GenBank genome assembly